This is a messenger RNA of Chrysoperla carnea, 1948 nucleotides long. Its product is annotated as zinc finger protein 2 homolog. Gene Ontology annotation, biological process: regulation of DNA-templated transcription. Gene Ontology annotation, molecular function: zinc ion binding; RNA polymerase II cis-regulatory region sequence-specific DNA binding; DNA-binding transcription factor activity, RNA polymerase II-specific. Bases 39 to 1844 code for a protein of 601 amino acids. NCBI's taxonomy places the organism in Eukaryota, Metazoa, Arthropoda, Insecta, Neuroptera, Chrysopidae. Gene Ontology annotation, cellular component: nucleus. The record is from RefSeq and is a predicted model, not a curated record. The transcript is spliced from 2 exons.
GUCAAAAAUUUCAUCUUAAGUUUGUGUUAUUAUAAAGUAUGGAAUUUUCUUCCUUAGAAGAUUUAAACGCACACAUUGAAGAAUAUCAAAGUCAGAAUUUCGUCCAAUUAUGGAAGAGAGACUCUCGCACCAUUGAAAGCAUGAAAAAAAUUUGUCCAAAUAGACUAAACAAUUGCAAAACUGAACUAAAAUAUUAUAGCGUUACCUUUGCUUGUAUAAGAGGUGGGAGGCAAUUUAAGACAAAAGGAUGCGGUCUAAGAAAUAAAGCAACAUUUAAAGAUGACUGUCCCAUGGAAAUUAAAGUAAAAUUAACACCAGACGGUGAACAUUUAAAAAUUACAUCACUCAAUGAAAAUCAUAAUCACACCAACGAUAAAGAAGAAUUUUCCUUAUUACCCCGACAGAGAAAAAGGAACUCUGAAGAACAAAAUGCUGAGUCAAUUUUGCCCUCUUUAAGUAAUAAGAAGAGAAAUUGGAAUUCUGAGGAUAAAAAUGAGGAAGUAAAAUUAUUAAAGAAUUUAAAAACAAAAAAAUAUAAUUUUGAAAAUCUAUGUCGAACAUGUUCUUGUGAAGGGGAUCUACAAUCCCUUUUCGUUGAAGAUCAAAUCCGCAUUGCUGAUAUGUUAACCGAAAUAACCGAUUUAAAAAUUAUGGAAGGAGAUCAAUUUCCACAGAGUAUUUGUACGUUUUGUUUGGAUAAAUUAAAAAAUGCCUACGAUUUUAUCAAGCAAUGCUACAAAGUUCGUGCAGAAUUCGAAGAACAUUUAAGUAAUUCUCUUGAUGAUUCGUUUUCUUCUACCGUUGAUGCAUCGACAGGAAAAGGUAUUAUUAACGAUAAUGAAAUUAAACAAGAAUUUGUUUUACAUGUAGACAGUGAACUAGACUGGAAUGAUGGUACGAAAAAUGAAGCUAGUGAAUCCGAAAAUGAAAAAAAACCGAAGAAAAAAAUGUAUAAACGAACUCUGCAUGAAUGCCCAGUAUGUUCGAAAAAAACACAACAUUUAAAAGAACAUAUGCGUUCCCAUACCAAAGAAAAGCCGUUCAAAUGUGAACUAUGUGAUAUGGAAUUUUCUUCACGUAGUAAUCGCUCACGACAUAUUAAAAUUCACUUAAACGAUAGACCUCAUGUAUGUGAAAUCUGUAAUCGUGCGUUUACAAUUCGUCAUAAAUUAAAAACUCAUAUGAAAACACAUUCUACGGAAACGCCAUUUAAAUGCGAAUUGUGUGAAAAAUCAUUCAAACAUUUAUCUCAACUGAAAUUACAUACGACAAUUACACAUCAAGACAGCGAACAAUGUUCGGAAAUUCUUGCCAGCAUUGAUACGCAGCGAAAUUUUCUUUGUGAUCUUUGUGGAAAAAGUUAUUUAAGAAAACAUGUAUUUGAAGGCCAUUUACGUGCUCAUUCUGGCGAAAAACCUUUUUCUUGUCCAGUAUGUGGAAAAAUGUUUUCCACAUCUUCGCUGUUAUGUUUACACCGGAAAACUCACGACGAAGAAAAACCAUUUAAAUGCUCUUACUGUGAUAAACAUUUUCGCAUGAAAAAAUUAUGUAGGCGUCAUGAAUUAAUUCACACUGGAGAAAAACCCCUAAAAUGUGAUUUGUGUGGGAAAUGUUUCCGACAAUCGGGACAUUUGUAUCGGCAUAAAAGGUCACAUACGGGAGAAAAACCUUUUGCUUGUACAAUUUGUGAUAAACAUUUUAUAGUUAGAGAUCGUUUGAAUGCUCAUAUUCGAGUACAACAUACGGGAGAAACACCAUAUGCGUGCUCGAUUUGUCAUAAGAAAUUUAAAGACUUAAAAAUCAUGAGACGGCAUGAGAAGAAGGUUCAUGCAGCUGUCAAAUGAUUUUACCAAGUAAAUGUUGUUUAUUAACUUUUUUAUAAACAUAGUUUAGGUAUCGGAAACAAAAAAACUUUCUUUAUGAAUUUUCUUUUUGUAUGUGAUUAGAC